AUGAAGCAAUUUACCUCUCAAGUCCUCGGGGCUGUCGCUCUCGUUCAUGACGCCUCAGCACAACUUUACAACCAAGUAAUUCAAACCAACUAUGGACUUGUUCAAGGUAUCCCAGCCUUUAACUCUACCCCCAAUGGUAACCUUUCAAAUUGGAAAGACAUUACCGUCUGGAAAGGUAUUCCAUAUGGUGCCGAUACAUCAGGUGUAAAUCGUUGGACACCUAAGAACGCAACUCCUUGGAACACUACCUUCCAAGCAAACAAGAUGGGACCUAUUUUUGGACCAGGUCAACCAUCUACAACCGGUGGUACUGUUAGCGAAGACUGUUUGAACCUCAACAUCUGGAGCAACGGUAAAUCAACCAAUGCUAAGCUUCCUGUUGUUCUCUGGUCUUUCCCAGCAGGAAGUGCUGCAGAUCAGCCUUUAUUUGAUGGGGCGGGUAUGGCAGACCAAGGAGUUGUCUUCGUCAACUACAAUUACCGUAUUAGUGCGCUUAGUUGGCUCUCAACUGCAGAACUUUCACAGGAGAUGUACGAAACUACCGGGUCUAACAGCUCUGGAAACUGGGGUCAACUUGAUCAGUUCCACGCUUUGAAAUGGGUACACGCUAACAUUGCCGCGUUUAGUGGUAAUCCUGACCACAUCACCGUCAUGGGUCAAUCUGCUGGUUCAGCUGCCGUCUACCACUUCGUCAACAGCCCGUUGACCAAGGGACUCAUUGUUGGUGCCAUUGCGGAGUCAGGAACCCGUGAUUCAUACAAUCCCGAAGCUCUUACUCUUGCCGAAAACUACCGCACCCAAUCUACAGCUCUUCAAUCCGGCGUGGAGUACAUGGCUUCCAAGAAUGUUAGCACCAUCGCCGAGAUGCGUGCUCUCCCUCUUGCCGAUGUUGAAGAAUCUCUCUUUGGAUGUACUUUCUCGGAUGCCUUCGAUGAAUCUGGAGCAGCCACAAGCACCAACCUUACCGUCGCUGAAUACGAGGCUGAAAUGGCAUCCCAGUAUGAUGCUUCCAACCUCACAUCCACCUUCUUGGAACUUUACCCCGCCGGCGACAACUCCACCCAUGCAUCCAUGGCCUUCAACGCCCACUGGCGCGACACCUCCCGUGUCUCCGUCUGGUCCGUCAAAUCCAAAUCUCCAAUCUGGUCCUACCUAUGGGACCAUGCGCCACCCGGCCAGACCCAAGGAGCCUAUCACGAAUCACAAAUCAACUACGUGCUCAACAAUCUCUACGGAACCGAUAAACCAUGGGAAGCCGUCGAUUAUGAAAUCGCCCUCAAGAUGAAUGGAUACUGGGCCAAUUUUGCCAAGACGGGUAAUCCCAACAAUGGUGUUUCUUACCGAGAAAAUGGAUCGCUUCCUCAGUGGGAGGUUAACUCUGCAACUGAUAAGUUGACGCUGGAACUUGGUGAUGGGUUUGGUACGCAACCUAUUGCCAGUGAUGCGCAGAUUGAGGCGAUUACUAGCUACUUUUCUUAUCAGACUCCGGUUUAA
Messenger RNA from Sclerotinia borealis F-4128, 1494 nucleotides. The record is from the annotation of a GenBank genome assembly. Lineage: Eukaryota; Fungi; Ascomycota; Leotiomycetes; Helotiales; Sclerotiniaceae.